This is a messenger RNA of Fusarium musae, 1455 nucleotides long. RefSeq lists its product as uncharacterized. The transcript is spliced from 3 exons. Bases 1 to 1455 code for a protein of 484 amino acids. NCBI's taxonomy places the organism in Eukaryota, Fungi, Ascomycota, Sordariomycetes, Hypocreales, Nectriaceae. The record is from RefSeq and is a predicted model, not a curated record.
AUGACUGUCGAUAUCCUCUCAUGGCUGCGCCAGGUCGACAAUACUGCAUAUCCUCACAACCUCGACCCAGCGAAACCACCAAAAGCGACACGAUCGUCUCGCAAGCGACAGCGCAGCUACAGCUCGACCAGUUCCGAUCAUAUACCAAUCUCUAAGCCUACUGCGAAUGAGUUUAUACAUCCGACGCCACCUCCAGACUCUCCGACAAUACCCAAAGCAGCUGCCGAUAUGGCACCAACUAAGAAACGAAAGACUACCAAGGGUGUCGUCCCAAGUCCAAGUCCAAACGAUGCGCAAUUCGACGAUGAAGGGGAACAAGAAAAAACUCCCAGACCUUUACGGAGCGUGCAUCUCCCCAGCGAUACAUCGUCCAUGUCCUCCGCGAGCGGUCGGUCUGGUGCUUCAUCCCCGCGAAAGCAAUUAGCAGUCAUGGCCUUAUCCUCUCACGGCGUUGAAACGCGCGCCAUGUCUGAUCCUUCAGGUCUUCCACCAAGCUUAGCAGAAAUGCGAACGAAGUUAUUACAGUUCAGUCGAGGACGGGGGAUUCUGGGAGAGAAUGGGCUGGAGAGUAUACAGGAUGAGACAGCUGCGAGGGCGCUGCAUCCAGACAUGGCUGCUAUGUACGAGGAUAAAGAAUUCUGCUGCUCUGCACGUCGCGAUGAAUUGGGGGUUACACCGAGUCCUGAGGAUGUGGUGUAUAUCCUUGAGUGCGCGGGCGAUUGUCUUCGUAUGGGGAGGUCUGAGGCAGCGUGGAAUCAUGAGGUUCACUUCCCUCUGCUCUGCUUGGCGCUUCGGAACCGAUCGAAGGGUGCGUUCCAGCGGCUUGUCAACGUGACAUCUUGUUCAUCUGCUUCCAUCAUCCCCGACUACCGCAUCCGUUUCGCGCCCGACAAAAAGAUCGACUUUUGCGUCUACCUCGAUCCUCACCACGAUCCCAACGAUUCAAACAUCGCCAGCACCGUCGAUACCGUUCGCGCCCGUCUUCCCGGCCUGUCAAUAAACCCCACAGACGAUUUAUCGCUAUUGAGCAAUCCAAUCGCCAUUCCCAUCGAGACUAAGCGUCCCGGCGAAGGCCUGGACACUGCCAACCUCCAAGUCGCAACGUUUCUAACAGCCCAUUUAACACUUCUACAACGACUCGUUGACGCUGGCGCCUCUGUGCCUGUUGACGAUGGAGACACGGCGCCUUCAGUUGAUGAUCUGGGCUUUUUGCCUGGAUUGAUCGUGCAGGGAAAUACAUGGAACUUUAUCGCAGCGAGUCGUCAAGAUUCUCGAACCAUUAUCUGGUCAGAGACUUCGCUCGGUUCGACGGGCGAUAUUUUCGGUAUCUACCAAAUCGUCGCAUCAUUGCAAUUAUUGCGACGAUGGGUUGAUACUACAUACUGGCCCUGGCUACGACGCGUUACGACAAGAGCUGCUACAGCUAUUCAAUUACGCGAUAACCCAGCUGGAUGA